Molecule: messenger RNA, 2101 nt
Organism: Brassica napus (rape)
Lineage: Eukaryota; Viridiplantae; Streptophyta; Magnoliopsida; Brassicales; Brassicaceae
Product: zinc finger protein CONSTANS-LIKE 9-like
Exons: 5
Coding region: 16-1206 (396 amino acids)
Biological process (GO): regulation of flower development
Cellular component (GO): nucleus
Molecular function (GO): protein binding
Source: RefSeq, a predicted model, not a curated record
UAUUCUCUUAUUUUGAUGUUUGGCUUUAACGAUGAUAUCACGAGCCCUCUUAGUGCUCAAAUUUUUGAAUUUUGUGAUCCGCAACUGUUUCAAGAAACCUUCAAUCAGUCCUCUGAAGUCACCUCUACUUCAAACAUUCUUGACAAAUCUGGGAGCGGCCAUGGCAAUAACAGUGGUAAUUCAAAUACCAACACAACCACAACAACCGAGAAUAGUAACACCUACACAAACAACAAAUUUCAAGAUGAUGAAGACGACAAUAUUAAUGCAGAUAUGUCCACAAUUUUCGAUUCACAUGAAGAUUUUGAAAACGACAUAGUCGCUUCAAUCGAUUUCUCAUCAUCCUCUAUGCAAUAUCCAGCUCUAGAUCAUCUCCUUACAAAAACAAAUGAAGACCAGUUUGAUUUCGCACCAGGAGUUCAAGCUGUUCAUCAGCUUCCUAACAUAUCAUACUCUGGAGACACUCUGACUCUACCACAUGUUCCCUCUUUAGCUCCUCUUCCUUUACCAUUAGAGGUUUUCGAAGAAGAUUGUCUUUCUUCUGUCCCAAGUUACAAUAUUGGCUUAAACCCUACUUCCCCUUUCUUCCGUACAUCCGGUUUACCAACAUAUAUGGUGAAUAUGAACACCAGUUUAUUAUCUUCUGAUAGCAAUUCCGGUUUAUAUCCUGGUUAUGUUCAUCCGGGAUCGGAAUUCAACAAACCAUAUGAUCAAUUGUUGGAUUUUCAAGCUGAUAAUGGUGGAUUAUUCCGGUUUAAUCCAGACGAUCUCCAGGCACUUAAUAGCAUCGAGGACCAGAGCCACUUAGUGGUACCUCAGACGCAUCCACCAUUAGGACCGGUCGAGGUAACCGGUUUAGAAGACUCUACGUUAAAUAAAGUAGUGAAACUCUCCUCCGAACAAAGGAAAGAGAAGAUUCAUAGGUACAUGAAGAAGAGGAACGAAAGGAACUUUGGCAAGAAAAUCAAGUAUGCAUGUAGGAAAACAUUGGCAGAUAGUCGUCCAAGAGUUAGAGGAAGAUUUGCAAAGAAUGAUGAAUUUGGUGAACUACAUAAACAUGGUUCUUCAAGCCAUCAUUAUGAGGAAGACGAGGACGGUGUGGGAGUGAAGGAUGAGGAACAAUUACUAGAUUCUUCAGACAUUUUUGCACACAUUAGUGGACCUAAUUCCUUCAAAUGCAACUACCCAAUUCAAUAUUGGACUUGAUUUCAAGUCCCACAUCUUAAUUAAAGACUCAUGUUUAUAACAUGAUUCUUAUAGUCUUAUAUGUAAGUUAAAUAGUACUUCUAUAGAGCUAUUACUUGUUACUUAAUUAGUAUAUUGAUCUCUUUUUUUUGUAUAUUGAUCUUUGUAACAAAACAAACGAAUAACUAAAAAGAAGAAGAGUAUAAAGCGCUUAGGCAGGUUUGGAUGAAAUAAAACAAUAGUGAAGAAGAAAAUUUAACUACGUUACGUAGAAUUUGAAACUUUUGUACCCAUACUUAUAUUUGAUAUAUGUGAUGUCUUGUAUUUUGAAUAGUUAAGUUGUAUUUUUUUCACCUGAAGACUAUAUAUAUGUGUGUAGAAACAUUUGAGUUUUAAUUUUGCUAAGUUCACAUUGUACACCUUUUUCGUUUGUGUACAUCAGAUAUCCUACGCCCUAGUGCUACCUACGAAUAUAUUUUUUCUAUAAACAAGAUUGAAUAGGCCAGUCUGAUUAUCAAUCAUGCAUGUCUAAUACCCGGUGAGGAUUGGGCCAACAAAGGUUUAUAGAUGGAUAAUUUAACAAGGGCUUCUCUUCUAUAUACUAGCUAAUAAAAGCUCAAAAUAUUUAGAAGACAGCAACCUUGAUACAUGCGUAGUAAAUGUCGAAUUGUCGAUCGUACAUUAGUUCCCAUAUAUAGUUUCUGAAUAGUCACUAAAGUUAAAAAAUAUUGUAGUAACUGUGUAGUAAAACAGUUUCUUAUAUUUUUCUUGAUUGUUUUCUUUUGAUCCGUUCCUGAAAAUUGAAAACCAUAUGUGAAAACUGAAAACUGACUUUAAGCGAAAAUUGUUAAAAUGGAAUUCACGAGCAAGUUAGUAAUUUCAACCAAACCGUUUAAAAGGCAGCGAUUAAACUAUA